This is a messenger RNA of Rhododendron vialii, 2115 nucleotides long. RefSeq lists its product as uncharacterized. The transcript has 2 exons. The record is from RefSeq and is a predicted model, not a curated record. Bases 1 to 2115 code for a protein of 704 amino acids. Lineage: Eukaryota; Viridiplantae; Streptophyta; Magnoliopsida; Ericales; Ericaceae.
AUGGACUGCUAUGAUUAUCACGCACAGAUGCAAGAACAGUUCGAUGCUCCUAUGCCAUGGAUUGGCGUGUAUAUUGCAGCAGCAUCUCUAGUCUGUUCGGUUGCCAUGGCUGGAGAUGUCAUUUACGGAAUACGCCGGAAAAAGCUUUGGUUCGCAUGCAAAAUUUUCAACAUGAAUGCUGCUUCCCUCACCAUAUUAGCCGUGGCAACGAAGCUUCCUGUGGAUCUUACUACAGCUAUGUGGGGCCGAAUAGAUAGGAUCGCAAAGCUUAGCAGCACCAUUUUCGUGAUUACUGCAAUGGGUAACUUUUUAACUUCUUUUGCAUUCAUGGAUAAUAAUGCAAUACUCAUGAACAUUGCAGCCCUGGGUAUUCUUGUGAUCACCAUUAUAGUAAAUGCCUGCAUCCAAAUGGUUACUGGGGCAAUUGAAUACAGUAUAUGGGCUGAAGAAAUAUUUGUUAUCAGUUCCAUGUUUUUUUUGUUUGUGAUAUUGAGUUUAACGGUUUUGGCGGUUCCUACCACUAAAAGAUAUUUGGAGUUGAAAUACGAUGAAUUGCACACAAAAAUUUCUAAUGGGGGAAAAUUAGAGGAAACCGAGAAGCUAAUAGAUGGGAAACUGAAUGAGAUGGUGAAAAAAUAUUGGGUGAUGGCAGAAACCAGUAACCCCCAGUUUGUGAUGGCACGUUCUGUGACCUGCACUACAUCUGGGAUAAUGUGUCUGCUCACUGCACUCACAUUAGUUGAAGUAGCAAUCCGAAUGAACUCAGUGUAUGGGAGAUAUUGGAGAACUAAUUCUAAUUAUCGUUGGUCCACCUCAUGGAUCCUAUGGAUUCAGUUCUGUGGUGUGGUUGUGGGCACUGUUGCCCCAACAUUUAGGUGGUUUACUGCCAUCAGCUACAACUGCAUACACCUACUUGGAAGCAACCACCUAAACGAGUUGAUUUUUGUAGAAAACUACUGGAUCCAAAGGCUGGUCGAAUGGAAAGAGAGACCCUUACCCUUGCGAAUUCAAGGUGUGAAAUUCCGAAAACUUGUAGAGGAUGCAAAAAAUCUGGCCCUGAACAUAUGUAUAGGUGUCCAGUUCGGGAUCGUGGCAGCUAGCAAAUCUGUUCUGCUCAUCUCGAUUAUCUUGACACUCCCAUUCUUUUCCUGUUGCUACUAUGGCAAGAGGUUGAACAUGAAACUGAUAUCUAUCUUCACUGCUAAAUCUAUUUACGUAAGUUCAGGACCUGAAACUUCAAAUACAGAGCUUGAUCUUAGUGAUUAUAUUCUGCAACUUGAAGGUGAGGUGAAGCUGCCCACAAGGAUUUUGAAGAACAUCUGUCAUGAAGUGAAUCAAGUGAUUCAAAAGGGUAGAAGUCAAAAGCCAAAAUAUCUAAUUGAGCUUUUACAAAAAUCUAGUGACAACUUCGAAGCAGUCGCAAGUUUUGACCAUAGCCAGGUUCAGAAUUGUUGGACCCUUCCUGUGGUGAACUUAACCAGCAUUGCUAUUGCACUUCCCAACAUUGAAAAUCACAGGGUGGCACGGUUGAUAAGUAGCGUGAGUGAAGGCCUUUCGUAUGCCAACAUCAUUGAGGAAAGUCUUAGUACCAAAGGAGAUGAUUUUUUGAGCAUAAAACACGCUGCAGAUGUUGUGUGGAAAGGAAUUGAGCUAUAUGGCAAGUGGUUGGACAAGGAUUUCCGGAAACUUGCUCUUGAAGGAAAAACCACCUACGAGUUUCUUCAAACACUAGGUGAUAUAGCUGAAAAGACUGCGAUUGAGUUUCAAAUAAAAAUUACUGGAAGUUCGAAAGUUUUGGUGGCAACUUCAAUGCAUAGAAUUUGUCGAACUAUAUUGAAGGACUACAAAAGCAGUACGGAUGCCCACAUGGAUGAGAACUUUGCUGUAGAGGAAAGGGAGAAGAGUGUCAGACACGCUGCUUCUCUUCUCGGUGAAACCGAAGAGAUUCUGGAAAUCCUUCGAUGCCAUCAACUUCCGAGCUUAAGCGGCAAUCGAGCUGCGUAUAUCGAUGAGUGGUGCGCUUUCAUGAAGCAAAAGGACCCUCCAGCUAUUGUUGGUUCAUCCAAUAAUGAGAUAGAUGCUUCUGGUGAGUUGCAUUUAGCUGUGGAUGAGUAG